CUCCUGGUUAGUUGUAAUUUCCAAAGGGCGGGAAGCCAUUGGGUAGCAUGCUCUGUGGCUAAAUAUGCAGAGAAGUUUUUAAAGCUUCAAAUUGCAGAGGGUAAAACAGUGCUGCAAGCCCAGCUCUUCCCGCGUUUCUCCAGUUAGUGAUGCAGAGACCCAGAGCUUUGUGUUUCACUUCAUGGAUCACAGAAGCUGGGGUCCUGUGUUUUACCUUCUUCCAGUUAGCAGGCUCUGAGUCCAACUGUGAGCCUGGUGAGAGGUGUGUUGGGCAGGACGAUGAAAACUUCAGCAGCUGGUAUGUGUGGUUCCUGAUGUUGUUUUUCCUGGCCUUGCUCCUGUCCUGCGGGAUCUGCUGCUGCCUGCAGUGCUGGCUGAAGCGGCGGAGCUGCCUCCUUCACCCACGCACCCUGGCCGUCUUCGCGCUCAGCAGCUCGGAUGCUUUCUGCGCCAGUGAAGCUCCUCAGUGCCCGUUCUCCAGAUCUCCGAACCCCUGUGUGAACAUGGAGACGUCCUCUCCUCCUGCCCCCCGGUUCAGCCUUGGGGGAACUGAGUUGCCUCCAUCCUAUGAGGAUAUUAUGAAGGAAAACAAGCUCUAGACACCACGCCUUGGCUUUCUGCGAUCCCACCUGGUUCAUCGGAGACCCUCCAUGAUGAUGCAGUAGUGUGGGAGCAGAUCAGCCCUCUACACAGGUUUGCCAAGAGACUGAGAAGCAGCACAUAUUUCAUUUAAACCUAAAAGGGGAGCCAAAAUGCAAGAGAAUAAAUACCAAAAGCACGUGUUGAAUCUGUCACAGGGGUUCAGAUUGACAUUAUGAUACAACUGAAUUUUGAGAAACUCCCUCAAAGGUCUGUCUGUGUUGAGGGUUUCUCUCUUGAAGGCUGCUCAAGCUGGUGCAAUCCCAUGUGUUUUAGGACUGGAUGUUGAUAAAUGACUCGAUAGUUACUUCUCAAGCUUGGGCUGCCUCCUUCACUCGGAACGGUGCCAGCAAACACCCUCUGGCAAAGUCAUGAUGUUCUAAUACAUUGUAAUGCAAUCAUGCCACUCUGCGAUGAAGGAUCAUUUGCCACAUUUAAAAUAUUUAGCACAGCGUAUCAGAUUUGUCUAAUCCAAAAAGCAGUGAAUUUAAGGCCAGAAGAAGGAAAUCAAGGGCUGGAGGUUAUAGGGACAAUCUUGGCAGCAGGAGCAGGCUACAAAACACAAACAACAAAAAAAGCAAGUUUGCUCACUUGAGCUGUUCUUAAUUUCAUGGUGACUGCCCCCAAUUCACUUCUCUUGCCCUAGCAUGCCUGCAGACCUUGUAUGGCCCAGGACCCACACAGCCACUCCCCACACACAGGAAUUACGGGGUCAGAGAUGUGGUGUUCAGUUACAGAAAAUUAUGAGGAUAAAGACUGUCAUUUUCUUUGAAGUGGCCAUUGCAGACAAGAUGGGGAAAGACUUCAAGAAGCCAUCCAGACUGCCGUAUACUCAAUUGGGAUCAGCUCUACCUGAGCCCUUCCUAGGAGGCACGGUCUGCCUUCUUCUCAAAUUACAGAGAAAAGAUGUAGAAUUUCCCCCUUAGCUGGAUUCCAGAUAAAAGCAAAGAUUUCCUUUGUUUUUCACAAGCUGGCCACAGAAGCCUGGGGUCAGCCUGACCUCUCUUCCUCUGCUCUCUCACUGAAGAGGGCCGGGGGCUGCAUUAAGAGCCACCUCGGCAAAUGUCACACCUAGUGCACACUGUGUGCCUAGGGAACUGCGAGCUCUAUGUCACAGUGGGCACCUGGGUCCAUCUUAGGCACCGCAAAAGAUAAAUUGAAACCCACAGCCUGCCUGGUAGAGCAGCUCCCCACCUGUAGAGUGGGGGUGGUAUGAGUUCCCCUGCUCAGGAAGGAAACUGGGAAGAUAAAUCCAGUAAAGGUUAUGAAGUGCUCACAUAUUCUCAUAAUGAGACUAUAUAAGUACCUUAGCUAGAUAAAGAAUAAUAGCAUAUUUUGAGAGACAAAUUCUCUGCCAGCACCACCACAAAUUAUCUCCAUAAAAUCUUAUUUUAGAAGCAGCUUUAAUGUUUGACGCUUGUGUGAAAGGAAAUAAAUGUUACUGUAGCAAAAUGAAUGUUUGUGCCAGCAGGCUGAAAUAUUGCAGGGUUUAUUAAUAAGGAAAAUUAGCAAGUACGGAGUCAGCCAGCGGAGAAGUCGAGCAGUUCCUGAGUCUCCUUUCGCUUGCUGAACUUAGUGAGAAUUGCAGGUGAUUAGCACCUCUCGGGAUCAGACCUCUUACAUACAUAACUGCUUCCACCACUCAACCCCUUCAAUUUAUGCCCUGAAGCAUGAGAUUUGAUUAUGUUUGUCACUUCAGCUUGCUCAGCCUGCUCGUGGGCAUUAAAUCAGCCACCACUUCCUUCCAACCUCCACCCGGCAUUUGCUCCAGUGACCCUUUUGUGGAAGUGAACUCCACAGGCUGUCUGCAUUACAUGCUGCAUAAAACACUGCUGUCUCCUGCUUAUUAAUUGCUCAGCUCUAAAUACAUUGCCACCUCUAAUUUCACUGAAUGUCACCUUCUAAUCAGAUGACUGGAGAGGCUAACAAGCAAGGACUGAUCUGUUUGCAGUGCCUCCAUCACUCCGAGUCCCUCUUUCACAAGGUCCAGCACUCAGCAUUUGUUUCCGAGGUGGUAAAUCCUUCCCCAGCCACCCAACAGAGGGCAAGCGAGACUUUCAGCAGUGCUCCGAGGCGGCUGCUGCUCUUGCAGAAACAUUCCCGGGAGCAGGUUUGUGUUCCUGCGCUACUAGCAUGCCUUCAACUGCAUUCUGCUUCAUCUUUGAGGUGCUUUAAUUAUUAAAAAAGAAAUGAAAUAAUUCAAUCAAAAUCACAGCAAGUGGCUUACAGUAAAGUGAGGUAGUGGUUACAAAGCCAGGCUCCAGCAGCAGCCACCAGCAUGGAGCACCUGCAUGUGCACUGCUGUACUUGUGCAACACAGCAGGAGCCCUGGGGAAUUCCAGCAUCUGCAGAUGACCAGGAGCCAUCUCCACAAAGGGUCCAUGUGGGAUUGU
Anas platyrhynchos (mallard) is the source of this 3032-nucleotide messenger RNA. It is a transcript of the gene TMEM207, whose product is annotated as transmembrane protein 207. Lineage: Eukaryota; Metazoa; Chordata; Aves; Anseriformes; Anatidae. The record is from RefSeq and is a predicted model, not a curated record.